CAUUGUUUUUGUAGCAUCUUUGAUUAACGUAUGGCCCCUCGUGUUGUCCAGUAGUGCAGCUUGUGGACUAGCUAUAGCUGCUUCGUCUCUAUAUAACUUGAACUCUAGCUAAUCCGCAUAAACUCUAUUAGCAAAGUUAGGUUUCUUAGCAUGCUCAUCUGCAAGUGAUCGAUCGAUGGCAUAUAGGAUUUACAUCUUUUUGAUAUCCAGGUAGCAAAUUAUUGCAUGGAGCUAGCUAGAUUUGCUUUAGUUGAGUACUAAUGAAUCCACAGCCAUAGUUACUCCUCACUUUCACCGUGCCACUAAUUUACAAUUAGCUUUGAUCAGUAGUAGACUAGUACUAGUAAUUUAAGUACACUAGUACUGUUGCAAGUUGCAACCAUGGACACCAUAUCUGGCAUGUUCCGGCCGGUGUUCGACCGGAUCAGGCCGUCCAUUGCUUCCGCCGCCGAGCUCAGCUUCAGCCGCGUCGUCAGCUUCACCGGCUCCUUCAACAGCCGGACCGGCCUGCUGGCGGCCGGCGACGGCGAGGAGGAGACGACGCCCGCGCAGACGGCGGCGUUCGACAUCGAGGCGCCAGCGACAGCGACGACACCAGAUCAAGCUGUCCGUGAUGAUGCCGCCGCUGCCCAGGAAGGGGAGGCUGCCGGCGCCGCCGCCGCCGACGACGACGCCGACGAGCCGAAGCGCGUGUCCAAGAUCGUCCAGACAGUCUGCCUGUUCGUCGCGUCGGCGUCGCUGGCCAUGUCCGUGAACCUCCCGGCGAGCGGGGCCGGCGGCGCGCUCUACGGCGCGACGCUGGCGUUCGUCUGCCUCGGCCUGUUCACCAGCCUCGGCCUGUUCACCAGCCUCGGCCUGUCCAUGUACACCAUCGUGUCCAGGCCCGGCGACGCCGCGGUGGCGAUGGUGCAGAAGUGGGCGAUGGUGCUCGCCAUGGCGUCCGUGCCCGCGUCGUUCACGCUGCGCCUGUGCGCCACGCUCCCCGCGGAGACGCUGGAGUCGGCGUGGCUCAUCUUCUUCCUCCUUGCCGGCGCCGCCGCGCUCUACCUCACGCUGGCGUGGAAGCUGGCCGGCGGUGUACGGGCCCAGCACCGGAGCGUCAACGAGGAGCGGGUCGCCGGCGACCAUGUCUAGCUCAAUGCACGUUGACGGACCGAGAUUUUUAAUUACUAGCUCAUAUCAUAGUACGACCAGACCAAACCCGGGACAUCGAGGAAUUUUACGGUAAUUUUUAUGGAAAUUCCUUUAGAAUUCUUCCAUGUCAAGAUAGGCCUGAGAUGGAAAUUGUGGCAUAGAUUUGAACAUAGCCGUGCUCAACAAAAUUAAGCAUUGGGGUAGAUAUAAACUGAUGUACUAUGAAAUAAGCGGAGGGAAAAAAAUCCGGCCGGGCGUAUGUACAGUUAUUUGCCGGAUCCCAUGUACAGAGUAAAUAUUACUACCACAUUUUCCUUUGUUUAAUGCACCUAUUUUCAAUAUUGCAGAAAUGUAAUAACAAGAUGUGGCAUGCACAAUUGCACGGCGAGCAUCCAUACAAAAUUUUCUAAUUCCU
Oryza sativa Japonica Group (Japanese rice) is the source of this 1549-nucleotide messenger RNA. RefSeq lists its product as uncharacterized. NCBI's taxonomy places the organism in Eukaryota, Viridiplantae, Streptophyta, Magnoliopsida, Poales, Poaceae. The record is from RefSeq and is a predicted model, not a curated record.